CCUCCCCGCCUCUAUGGGCGGCAGUGAGAAGAUGGCGGCGGCUCCGGGUUGUGGGGCGAUGCGGAGGGUCCAGAUGGUUCUGGGACACCUCUCCGGCCCUUCCCCGGUGCCGAGCACCGGCACCGGGAUUCGGGCCGCACCGUGCGGGAGCCGGACCGCCAGCCCCGAUGAUGUGGUGGUGGUUCACGGGCGGAGGACCGCCAUCGGCCGUGCCAAGCGAGGCGGCUUUAAGGAUACUACACCUGAUGAACUGCUGUCUGCUGUUAUGACAGCUGUCCUACAGGAUGUCGACCUUCAUCCUGAGGUCCUGGGAGACAUCUGUGUGGGAAACGUGCUGCAGCCUGGAGCUGGUGCUUUGAUUGCAAGAGUUGCACAGUUUCUAAGUGGUAUUCCAGAGACAGUGCCAUGCAUGAGUGUGAACAGGCAGUGCUCCUCUGGGCUCCAGGCCAUUAUCAAUAUAGCUGGUGGCAUCCGAAAUGGAUCAUAUGACAUUGGCUUGGCCUGUGGUGUGGAAACAAUGUCCCUCAGAAGUGCAAACAACCCUGGUGAUAUCAGUUCCAAUAUGAUGGAAAACAGCAAAGCUCGUGAUUGCCUUAUUCCCAUGGGAAUAACCUCAGAAAACGUUGCAGAGAAGUUUGGAAUUUCCCGAAAGAAGCAAGAUGCCUUUGCCCUGGCUUCCCAACAAAAAGCAGCAAAAGCUCAGCAGAUGGGACUGUUUAAAACUGAGAUUGUUCCAGUGAAAACCACAGUUCUAGAUAACCAGGGCAACCAGAAAACAAUCACAGUGAGCCAAGAUGAAGGGAUUAGGCCCUCCACAACCCUGGAAGGUUUGGCAAAGCUGAAGCCUGCUUUCAAAGAGGAUGGUAGCACAACAGCAGGUAAUUCCAGCCAGGUCAGUGAUGGAGCAGCUGCUGUUCUCCUGGCAAAACGCUCAAAAGCAGCACAACUGGGACUCCCAGUCCUGGGGGUGCUCAGGUCCUUUGCUGUGGUUGGGGUCCCACCAGAUGUUAUGGGCAUAGGCCCAGCUUAUGCCAUCCCUGUGGCUGUGGAGAAGGCAGGUCUGACUCUGAAUGACAUUGAUAUAUAUGAAAUUAAUGAAGCCUUUGCAAGCCAGGCUGUGUUCUGUGUUGAAAAGCUGGGCAUUCCCCUGGAGAAGGUCAACCCCCUGGGAGGAGCAAUAGCACUGGGACACCCACUGGGCUGUACUGGUGCUCGCCAAGUUGUCACUUUGCUCAAUGAACUGAAACGCAGAGGGAAAAGAGCAUACGGUGUUGUUUCCAUGUGCAUUGGGACAGGCAUGGGUGCAGCAGCAGUGUUUGAGUACCCAGGGAACUAAACUCCAGUGCACAGCUGAAGAAGCAACACAACAUCUGCUUUGCUGCCUUCUCCAGUAACAACACAUUAUUUACACUGUGAAAUCAAGUGGAUUCAUUGCUCCAUCUACAAAUUUUAGGUACAAAUUGAGAAGCUAAAUAUAUCAUUGAGUUUCUAGUGAGUAUAUGCUGAAAAAAUACCAAACUGUCAAAUGGCAUCCUGACUUGAAAAGAGAAAUUAAUUCAGCUGAAGUUCAACUACAAGCUCUUACAUGGUGAUUAUGAAUUAAUACUUCUAAUUUAAUUGAUCAGAAAGAGAUCCGUGAAUUUGAAUUCAGAUCUUAAUCUGAAUAAAGAGCUGUGAAUAUUACCAGGGAGAAGUAGUUCAUGGUACAGUACUUUUGUAUGACAGAUUAUCUAGAAUGGUUCCUCAAAAUUAAAACAAUGCAAGUGAAAAGGCUUUUCCAGGAUUUUCUUAAAAGAUUUCACCAUCUUGCAACAAGUCUGGAGCAGUGUAUAUUGAAAGCAGUGCAAAGACAACAUAAUUUUCUUCACAACACUGUCCAUCCAAGCCCAGUCAUAAGUUGGCUGGGUCUUAAUUUAUCCCUGUGCUGGAGGAUGUGCUGAAGCUUCCUGCUUUUAACCAAGCUGCUCAGAAGCCUCCAGUGGGGGUGAGUGGAAGGACUGGAAUAUAAUUUACACAGGAGCACACAAACCACUGAGGUGCCUGUACAGAAAGGGUUUGGUGAUCAGCUAGAAGCCAGGGAUUUCAUAGUGCCCAUUCCAUCUUUUACAAGACAUCUUUUUUUACAUUUCUAAUAAUCAAUGUGUGGCUUUUAGAGGAUGAGCUUAUACUUAAUAAUAUCUACAUUUCCCAAUGUGAAAUAGAUUUCAGCAUUAUUCUUACUGCAAGUACUACAUGAACAUCUGUGACAUCUCAGUACUUCAGUCCUAAAACAAAUGUGUAUUUCAUUUCAUGUUCUCCCUUACCUGUUUUUUACAAACAAAAAAGAAUCAUGGAAACCCAGAGUUAACAGCUGGGAAGAGAAAUGUACUCAUGAUCUCUGACAUGUUAGAAAAAAUUUAAAUUUGCAAUGCAGGCCCAAGUUCUUUGUCCUUUUUUUCUUGUAUUUGCACUUGCCAAUACAAAUGGGUUCUUGCAAUAUAUUUGUUUUCUUCUUACAGUGGUUGUUGGUUGAAGGCUGUGAUUAGUCUGAGCUAUUUGAUACCCAGCACCCUGUACUGCAGCCCAUCUCACUCACCUUAUUUUAGAGCAAAAAAGGAUGAGAUCAAGUCAUGGGGGCAGAGAGGCAGAAGCAUUUUCAAGGGUCCUUUUUUCACAGAGAGGUUCCUGUGUAUAAACUGAGUUCUCAGUGCUAGUACAAGUCUGUUUUAAACUGGGCAGAAGGCAGCUAGCACACAGUUUUUGUUUUCCUCUGGUGUAGAUUGCAGCCUUCUCCUCCCCACACACACUGACUUGAACAAAAACCUUUUAUAUGAAAGGAGUGGAAAACUUAAGAGGUUUAGAAGUGGGAAUUUCAGUGACCUUUAGCUGAAGUAAUACUAAAAACAUGUAAAGAGAAGUGUGAGUGAAUGGGAACCAUGUGGGGGGAAAGAUUUAAAAAGGAAGAAGGGUUCCUCCCUCUGUAGCUGGGGGGAUGUUCUCAGUACUCAGGCUGGUAAUUUUCCAAGGAGUCCAGGGAAAGUUGCCUCUUCCCCUUUUCAUGUAAGGCACCAAGAACUCAGCCCAGGGAAUGCUGGCCUGUGAACUAGUGGAUUUUAUUGUGUGUCACUCUCUGUUUUAAUGCCAAACAAUUAGGGCAAAACAAAAGUGAAUUUCUAAGUUAAAAGCAGUCUUUAAUUGUGAUCUGAGGCAUAGUGGGACAGGCAGAGGGGCUGGGUCUGUUACCAUGGCUGCUUUGCAAUAUAAAGCUGAUUAUUUUGCUGAGCCCAGUUCUGUGGGUAGGGGUAAGGUUAUCACAGUAAUAACAGGACAGACUGAGCUGGUAUCUGUUUACUUUAAAGUACCAUGAGCUUUUUUCCUCAUAAAUUAAAAUUUCAUUCUGCUAAAAUUUCCAUCCAUAUUAAAACAACUGAAAGAAAUGAAAACCCAGGCUCAAACGACUGCACAACUCCAACCCAUUACCUUGACAUUUGUCCCACACUGGUUUGCUUAUAUUAAAUACAGAUUUUCAUACUUUUCAUCAUAUGUUCCCUGGCCCCUGAUCUGUAGCCUGCAAGGGUUCUCUCCCAGCAUCCCAGAAAUGGUCACAGUGGUUGCAUAUUCAGUGUCACUCCUAAAAUGCAGAGCAAAGAGACAGUUCAGUCACAGCCAGGUGCAGUUCUCUGGUUAAAGAUGA
This is a messenger RNA of Calypte anna (Anna's hummingbird), 3673 nucleotides long. RefSeq names its product acetyl-CoA acyltransferase 1 (gene ACAA1). Gene Ontology annotation, biological process: fatty acid beta-oxidation; phenylacetate catabolic process. Gene Ontology annotation, cellular component: peroxisome. Gene Ontology annotation, molecular function: acetyl-CoA C-acyltransferase activity. The coding region runs from base 14 to 1336 and encodes 440 amino acids. The record is from RefSeq and is a predicted model, not a curated record. Lineage: Eukaryota; Metazoa; Chordata; Aves; Apodiformes; Trochilidae. The transcript has 12 exons.